Messenger RNA from Sorex fumeus (smoky shrew), 764 nucleotides. Its product is annotated as high mobility group protein B1-like. The coding region runs from base 234 to 725 and encodes 163 amino acids. Gene Ontology annotation, biological process: regulation of transcription by RNA polymerase II. Gene Ontology annotation, molecular function: DNA binding, bending. The record is from RefSeq and is a predicted model, not a curated record. The transcript is spliced from 2 exons. NCBI's taxonomy places the organism in Eukaryota, Metazoa, Chordata, Mammalia, Eulipotyphla, Soricidae.
CCAUAGAGACAGCGCCGGGGCAAGUGAGAGCCCGACGGGCACUGGGCGACUUUGUGCUUUGCUGAGGAAAAUAAUUAAACACGGGCAAAGGAGAUCCUAUAAAGCUGAGAGGCAAAAUGUCAUCAUAUGCAUUCUUUGUGCAAACUUGCCAGGAGGAGCACAAGAAGAAGCACCCAGAUAUUUCCGUCAACUUUUCAGAGUUUUCUUAGAAGUGUUCAGAGAGGUGGAAGACUAUGUCUGCUAAAGAGAAAGGAAAAUUUGAAGACAUGGCAAAAGCUGACAAGGCCCGUUAUGAAAGAGAAAUGAAAACUUAUAUCCCUCCUAAAGGGGAAACAAAAAAAUUCAAGGAUCUCAAUGCACCCAAGAGGCUUCCUUUGGCCGUUUUCUUGUUUUGUUCUGAGUAUCGCCCAAAAAUCAAAGGAGAGCAUCCUGACGGGUCUAUUGGUGAUGUUGCAAAGAAACUGGGAGAAAUGUGGAACAACACUGCUGCAGAUGAUAAGCAGCCUUACGAAAAGAAGGCUGUCAAGCUGAAGGAGAAAUACAAAAAAGAUAUUGCUGCAUACCGAGCUAAAGGAAAGCCUGAUGUGGCCAAGAAGGGAGUUGUUAAAGCUGAAAAGAGCAAUGAAAAGCAGGAAGAGGAGGAAGAUGAAGAAGAUGAAGAGGACGAGGAAGAAGAGGAAGAUGAAGAAGAUGAAGAUGAAGAAGAAGACGACGAUGAUGAAUAAGUCAGUUCUAGAACAGUUUUUUUCCUUGUCUAUAAAGCA